Messenger RNA from Tilletiopsis washingtonensis, 1779 nucleotides. RefSeq lists its product as hypothetical. The transcript is spliced from 3 exons. The record is from RefSeq and is a predicted model, not a curated record. Lineage: Eukaryota; Fungi; Basidiomycota; Exobasidiomycetes; Entylomatales. Bases 1 to 1779 code for a protein of 592 amino acids. Gene Ontology annotation, molecular function: protein binding.
AUGUCGACGCCUCGUUCUUUCGCGCUUCGCACCGGCGGCGGCAGUGCAGGUCUAGGCAAUGAAGCGCCUAGUCCUGCCGCUCUUGCUCGUGCUCAAGAACUGCGUCUUGAACGUCAAGUACGUGCUGCGUAUGAAGCUGCCUGCCUGGCGCUGUUCGCCGAGAGGCUGCCCUAUGAACUGCAAAUGCACGUCCUCUCCUUCAUUCCCAUCCGUCAUCUCGUCAAGAGCAUUGCGCGCGCCGAUCGCUUCUACGCCGAUAUGGUGGAUCGCUACGUGCGCGGCUGUGUGUGGCGAGAGAUGCGCUGUGAAGAAGAGGGCACGGGCAAUCGCUUGAUCUUCGAAGCACAACGUCCAAUCGACACACUGACGACCAAGCACAUCCUCUACUUCUCUCAUUUUGGCCCUGAAGAAGCCGCGGCCGGCAGCCAUCUUGGCGGCGGCAUCACUACGCUGGCGCACUUCAACUUCCUCCCUCCCAGAUCCACCGCUCGAUCUUCGUCGCGCGGCGGCCGCUCUCGUUCGACGUCCAAAGCUCGGGAGCAGGCCGGCAGUGUCCCGAGCGGGCGCUACGCUCCUCAUGGCGCGACGUAUCUCGAGGCAGAACAGCGCUCAGACGUGCCUUACAAUCUGCCCGCCUCUCUGCAAUCUCGACUCAACAACGCGCGCCUCUCCUCGUCAAUUGCUCCUGUGCCGCAGACGUUUGAGACGCCCGAAAGGGCGGAGGAAGGACCGGCGAGAGUACUGCCUCGCACCGGCGAGACACAAGAGGUGCGGCCACUACCGCCUCAAGCGCACGCGCAGGCGCAGACGCAGACACGACGAACAACAGCGACAGGACAGCACAACGACCUGCGCGACUUUACCGAUGUCUCGGCGCCCAAUCUUUGGCGCGAAGGCAGUCGCAGCGCGGCGAGAUUGGUGCACGAUGAGGAGCCCGAUGUGCCUGCUCUCGACGCUCAAGCGACAGAGCGAGAGCACGAAAGCGAAGAGGAAGAUGAGGACGCCGCACACGCCGAGGAGGAAGCGACGACUUGGGAUUCCCUCGGCUCCGCACUGGACGCCUACGACUGGGCCGGACCCAUUUCCUCUUCGCACCCUUCUUCCCGCUCGCGGCGCGCGGCAAGGCAGCACUGCGCCUCGGCUCACUCGCCGACGUACCGCUUCCAGCUGGAUGCGCUCGACUCGUUCGAAUCCUGGUGUCUCUCCCUGACGCUGCAGCGCCGCGAGCGUGCUCCACAGGGAGUGCCGAGAGAUGCGACGCGACAGGUCAGGUAUGGCACUCAAUGGCCUGCGCCCAUGCGAUGGGAGAAGCGUGUGGCAGAGGGCCUGGAUCGCGUCUUUCGAGAGUUCUUCGUGCCUCCUCCGGCGACAGCUUUGCCAGCCGUGCAUGCCGCUGCGGCUUCCUCCUCUUCCUCGAGUGCUCGCGUCUCAACAAAGACGCAGCCACCUCCGGAGCGAGUCCUCGAAUUCGACGGGCCCUCAUGCGUCCUCUCCAUCCAGCCUCACGCGCAUGCGCACGCCUCGUCGGCACACCCGGCCACCUCCUCCUCGUCGCACGCCUAUCUCUCCUUUCCCUCGCUCGCCGACCAGUACUCGGCCGGGCAGGCGCGCCGCGUCGAGCUGACGUUUCACGUGCCCGCCGUGCGCAUCGGCGCCGCUCGCCUCGCGGCGGCGCUGGAGGAUGUGGCGAGCGAUGUGCAGCGCGCAAAGGAGGCGCCGAGGGCCAUGGGCUGGAGCACGUGGGGCGCCGGCACUGGCGGCAACUGGCGCGCUCUAUGA